This is a messenger RNA of Phyllopteryx taeniolatus (common seadragon), 2086 nucleotides long. RefSeq names its product INO80 complex subunit E (gene ino80e). The transcript is spliced from 8 exons. NCBI's taxonomy places the organism in Eukaryota, Metazoa, Chordata, Actinopteri, Syngnathiformes, Syngnathidae. The coding region runs from base 75 to 836 and encodes 253 amino acids. Gene Ontology annotation, cellular component: nucleus; Ino80 complex. Gene Ontology annotation, biological process: chromatin remodeling. The record is from RefSeq and is a predicted model, not a curated record.
CGUAAACAAAACAUGUCGCUAAGACCGACCCAAGGAAGAGGUACGGAUAGCAACAGUCUUACGAAUAUCUUAAGAUGUUUCUUGAAUGUACGCUUGCGUAUCUAAAAAAAAACAAAACGCUGGAAAUGAACGGCCAAGCGGACGCCGAAGUCGACUACAAGCGAAAGUACAAGAAUCUCAAACGAAAACUGAAAUUUCUGGUUUAUGAACACGAAUGCUUCCAAGAGGAGCUGAGGAGGGCACAGAGAAAACUGCUCAAAGUGUCCCGGGACAAAAGCUUCCUUCUGGACCGACUGCUGCCGUAUGAGAGGGUGGAUGAAGACUCCUCAGAUUCCGACGCGACUGUGUCCUCGGACAACAGCGAGGGAGAAGUACUUCGGGAGAGGGAACGAGAACGGGAAGGAGCAAAGAAGCGAAGGAGUAACCCCGGCACGUGUCUACCGCCAUCACCCUCACCUCACCUCUCCCUGCUGUCCCGUCCAGGCGUACACCCGCUGCAGUCCUCCGCCUCCGGAACUUACCUCAACACUAUGCCCUUCCCACCUGAGUAUUUGGCUCCCCCUGCUGAACGAGUGAAGAAAGGGACGAAAACAAGGGCGCCCAAAAACAAGAGAGACGCAACUGGGAAGGUGGUCUCGCCCCUGACGGCCAGUUACCCAUCAGGCCCGGCGGCGGCUUCGGGUGCUGGCGGGCCCUUCAGCUGGGUCCCUCGACAGAUGCUCAGCGGAGACGCCGCUGAGGAGGACGGCGAGAGCGACGUGGACAGCGACAGAGGAGACGAAGACAGAGGCGAGGGGGAUGAGGCCGAGCUUGUCAUUGACAUACCUAACGAGUGAGCCUAACAAGUGGGUGUGUGCCUGAAUAUACAGUAUGUGUGUAAAUAUACAGUAAUCCCCAGCGAUUCGACCGAUGAGGACCGAGCCAAAAUGUUUAGAAUUUGUGCAUCUAACUCAUCUUAUAACGUUAAUCUUAAAAAUGAAUGUCUCUCAGAAGAUUUGAUUUUGGGGAAAAAACACCAUAAGUAUGUGUAAAUGCAGGUGUUAUUGACACUAUAACAACACAGGCUUUGACUUCCUGGGCAAAAAUUUGAGAUAACAGCCCUGUUUGGUGGCAGAGAAUAACUACUCACUUCACAACAAGCAGCAGUUGAGUGAACAAAGAUAGUGAACUAUUCGUCAUAAAAGAGCCUACAAGCCCUUUAUUGCCGCUCCCAGUUGAAAUUUUUCUUUCAAACCAAACUUAAAACAAAUAAUUACAAGUGUAUUUAACAACCAGACAGCUUUUUUACUGCGGCUAACUGAGUGACUGCAUAGACGUGUAUCCAUAUGUGUGUAUUAUGCUGCCCCCUGUGGCCAAGGCAUGCACACCAGUAGGAGCAGCGCAAUGUCCAUUGAACUGAAGCAAAAACUGUUCAAUUCUUUACAUUGUUUCUCAUUCACUGCCAUUGAUGGCUGUUGAAUUCAAAUAUCUAUGUUAACAUGGAGGACAAGCAGUGAAUGAGUUAUUUAAUGUCAUUGCAGUAUGUUUUUAUCAACUACAAUAAUAUAAAAUGCACUCUUAAAAAAAAAUUUUAGUGGGAGGCUGGAAUUGAUUUAAAAGCAUUUCCAUUCAUUUCAAUGGGAAAAGAUGAUUUGAGACAAAUUUGAGGCACGAGCGUGGUCAUGGAAGGAAUUGAACUUGUAUCCCAAGGCAUCGCUGCACUUUGACCAUUUUCUGUACAGUAAUGUACUACUGUCCAAUUUAGAUCAAUUAAUUAAUUUAGAAUGCUAACAGUUCACCACGAAUGUGUGGGGGAUUACUGUAUGUCAGUAUGUGAGAUGUGCCCCACUAAUUUAGUCCAUAAACUGUAUCAAACAGCCAUUUUCAAAGUUCAGUUACAAGGGCUCCCCCUUGUGGACUUCUGUCAAUUUGCAGCAUUACUUUUUAAACAACCUCUUACAGAAAGAAACAAGGCUGUGAACUUUUUAUUUUGAUAUUUUAUGUGCACCGAAAGCUGUUAAGACAGCGACAAGUUGACAUUGAUCGAAUUGUUUACAACACUUCAGACAUGGUUUAAUAAAUAGCCUUUGGGCCUCUAUUAAAAUAA